Molecule: messenger RNA, 1907 nt
Organism: Vombatus ursinus (common wombat)
Lineage: Eukaryota; Metazoa; Chordata; Mammalia; Diprotodontia; Vombatidae
Gene: THAP4
Product: THAP domain containing 4
Exons: 6
Coding region: 12-1724 (570 amino acids)
Source: RefSeq, a predicted model, not a curated record
GGCGCCCGGAGAUGGUGAUCUGCUGCGCGGCGGUGAACUGCUCCAACCGGCAGGGCAAGGGCGAGAAGCGGGCCGUGAGCUUCCACAGGUUCCCCCUUAAGGAUUCAAAACGCCUGAUCCAGUGGCUGAAAGCAGUUCAGAGGGAUAACUGGACCCCCACCAAGUAUUCCUUCCUCUGCAGUGAGCAUUUCACCAAAGAUAGCUUCUCGAAGAGGCUGGAGGACCAGCACCGACUUCUCAAACCCACAGCUGUGCCAUCCAUCUUUCACUUGGCAGAGAAGAAAAAAAGUGCUCGAGGUCAUGUCCGAAGUAGGAGGAAGGAGGCUGGCCAGCCUCCCGGGGAUGUGAGGGAACCCCAGGAGGAGGCGGCGUGUGAAGUUAUCGAACGUUCACUGUCUGCGGAUGAAGAGCCGAUGGUAAAAGAAGAGGUUGGAAACAUGGAACGAGCAGCAAGCCCGUCUGAGCAGGGGGUGGAGAGGCCCACCCCGAUGGAAGGGGCUCCGGGGAGGACUUCUGCUGACAGUUUGGCCAUUGAGCCCAGUGCCCCGAGAAAGCCGGAGAGACCUGCUCUGGGGGGCUGCGCUGAACCCAGUGCCCAAGCUGGGGCUUGGAAUACAGACAAGAGCGGCAUCUCCAUUGAUGACUUUACUCCUCUGGGAUCAGGGGCGUGCAAAUUUAUUGGCUCCCUCCACUCGUACAGCUUCUCCUCUCGGCACACUCGAGAGAGGCCCUCCCUUCCAAAAGAGCAGCUGGACAGGAAAAGACUCAAGAGAGACGUGGAGCCGGGCUGCAGCCGCAGCAGCGUGGUGCCCGGCACGUGCUUGGCGGAGAGCGCCCCGACUUCCUCGUUGACCGCUACGCCUCAGAAGCCUUCCCAGAGCUCAUCGGCGCCUCCGCCGGACGUCACUCCGAAGCCCGCCACGGAAGCCGUGCUCGGUCAGAAGGGAGACACGGACGCCAACCCCAUGUCCAUUAACGAGGUCAUCAUGUCGGCGUCGGGGGCGUGCAAGCUCAUCGACUCCCUCCAUUCCUACUGCUUCUCCUCUCGGCCCAGCAAGAGCCAGGUGUGCUGCCUGCGGGAACAGGUGGAGAAGAAGAACGGCGAGUUGAAGCUGCUGAGGCAGAGGAUUAGCCGCUCGGACAACCAAGUGAAGAAGCUGCGGGAGAAGCUGGAGGAGGUCAGGAGACUCACGCUCCCCUACUUGAAUGGCCUUUUGGCCCCGGACUGUGAGCCCCCUAAGAUGAACCCUAGCAUUGAGCCUCUCUCCUGGUUGCUGGGCACCUGGCUCUCUGAACCCCCGGGAGACGGCAUCUACCCGACCCUGCAGCCUUUCCAUUACCUGGAGGAGGUGCACAUCACUCACGUAGGCCAGCCAAUGCUGAACUUCUCGUUCAAUGCCUUCCAUCCAGACACUAAGAAGCCAAUGCACAGAGAGUGUGGAUUCAUCCGUCUCAAGCCUGAUUCCAACAAGGUGGCCUUUGUCAGCGCCCAAAACACAGGUAUUGUCGAAGUGGAGGAGGGCGAAGUGAAUGGGCAGGAGCUGUGUAUAGCGUCUCACUCAAUCGCCCGGAUCUCCUUUGCUGCAGAGCCCCGCGUGGAGCAGAUCAUGCGCAAGUUCCGGCUGAACGCUGAAGGGAGACUGGAGCAGACGGUCUCCAUGGCAACCACCACCCAGCCAAUGACUCAACAUCUUCACAUCACCUACAAGAAAGUGACACCUUAAGGGGGCAGAGCACGGAGGAUGACUGAAUGUGGUGGCUUCAGCUCGGGUGGGGCAGCUCAGGAAAGUGAUGCGGGAAAGACUCCUGCUCCAGAAGGGGGGUCGUGAAACUGUCCCAGGACCCCAAAAUGGCACAGAGAAACCAAAUAAAACCCCUUUAUUUUUAUGGCUGUGGUUUUGAACGUC